Messenger RNA from Saprolegnia diclina VS20, 2292 nucleotides. RefSeq lists its product as hypothetical. NCBI's taxonomy places the organism in Eukaryota, Oomycota, Saprolegniomycetes, Saprolegniales, Saprolegniaceae. The transcript is spliced from 9 exons. The record is from RefSeq and is a predicted model, not a curated record. Bases 1 to 2292 code for a protein of 763 amino acids.
AUGAGCACGGACGUCACGGGCGUCAUGCGCACCCUCAUCUCCGCCCAGCUCAUCAAGCCAGGGCCGCGGAAGCUUUACGUGACCUACUACCGCACCAAGACGCACGCCGACCUCUUGCCUGAUGGUGGCAUGCUCUUUGAAGGCCAGCGCUACGUCAAUCCGUCGGCGUUGGCGGUCGCCAUGAAGCGCUCGCUCAACCCGGGCAUGAAGACACGGCACGACCCGGGGUGGGCCUCGCUCUACGCCAGCGAUACAGGCGACUGCCUCAAGGACUUGCGCGAGCAGAUCAUCCCCAAGAACUCUGCCGCUGCAUCCACAUCUGCCGCACGGAGCCGCGCCGCCGAGGUCGCGCCCGAUCCACCCACGCGUAGCCGCGUCGUCGAGGCGCCGCCAGCCCCGCGCGAGCUGUGUGCGAUCUGCUCGCGCGACCGGGGCUCGCUCGACCUCUGCGUCAAGUGCGAAGCCUGCGCCGCUGUCCACCACAAGGCGUGCGUCGACGACACCAACACGACUACGACAGCUUCAGCGUACUACUGCAGCAAAUGCAUCGACCACCACUGCUCGUUGGUGCAAAGCCUCUUGCGCGACCUACGCCAAGUCGUUGUCAAGUACGGCGCCGUAUCCAGCGAGGCAAUCACCGAGAACGAGCCGGCUGCCAUCAAUGACGCAUCCUCGGUUGCCAGUCCGCGCAUCAAGGACGAAGAAGAGACCAAGGAAAUGGAGACAGCCGCGACCUCGUCUUCGUCGCUCAUGGCGCUCGGCGCCAGCGAUGACGUCGUUGACCUUGACGCCCUCGCCGCCGAUGUCUCGCCGGCGACCGCCACGUCGCUGCUGACGCAGAUCGACGGGAUGCUCCAGCGUCUCGGCGCCAACGACCAGCGCAUGCAGCUACUGCUCAACAGCACGGGCGAGGUGCUCGUGCAUCUCGCAUCCCUCGACAUGGCCAAGGCGCUGCUCGCAAUCGACCACGACUUGAAGAAGGUGGCGACGUCAUGCACCCGAGACAACGAUGCGAAUGCAGACCACUUUUCGCCGGGCGUAGACGGUCUCGUGCACGUUUUGAACCUGCGACAUGGCGUUCUCUCAGCCCGGUACCACUUUCAACGCACAGUGACGGCGCUACAGACGCUCUCGGAGAAGCGACUGCGGUCCUGCGACAUCCGCGAGGCCAAGACCUGCGACGCGUGGCAGAAGGAGCUGCGCAUCUACAACGAGUGGGCCGCCAAGAUGGCGUCGGCCAAAGCCAGCGUCGCUGCGAUCCAGCACGAAAUUGCGCAGAAGAACGCCCUCAUUGACAAUGCGGUCCGCCACCGCAAGACUCUGCGUGCAAUUAGCUUGGCCAAACGCUUCAUUCCUGCGUACCGUGAGUGCACGCAAGGCCUCCAAGGCAGCGCCGACUACCUCCUCGUGACGAUCCUUGCCGACAAGCUCAAGGGCCUCGCGCAGUCGAUCAAAAAGUGGGAGUUGAUGGGAGCGCACUACACUGGCAUGAAGAGCGUCCUCCUCGCGCGCAAGGAGAGCCUCAAGCGGAAACGAGAUGCGAAUGAAGAUGAGCAUGAGCUUUUGCCGGCACUCAAGCUCGCCAAGCGCGACGUGACGCUGCCGAGUCCGCCGCUGGCCAAGCUCAUUGACCGCCAAGUGCUCGAGAUGGAGACCAACCUCGAUAACAUUGAGUCGCACAAGAAGGACGCCCUCGGGACCCUAGCCGCGAUUGAGAAGGCGCUCGAUGCGCAUCAACACGCGACCGAGUCGCUGCCCGAGUGGAGUACGCUCCUUGGUACCGUGCGUGAUAUGAUGCGUCGCUGUGAGCCCCCGCGCGAGGAGCCACCGACGCCCGAUGUCCUCGACGAGCCCGAGGCGAGCGAGGAGGUUGUGGCGGCGGCUCAUGACGACGGUACCGAGACGGAAGACGAAGAGACGGAAGAAGCCGACAGCCCCGUGGCGCCGGUCGUCCAACCAGAGCCGCCUGUCGUACAAACCGAGGCGCCGGUGAAGACUGAAGCACCGGCCGUCCAAGCCGAGGUGCCGGUCGUCCACGCCACGCCGGCGGCAGAGCACACACCGGCCCCAGUUGUCAACAAUGCGAUGCCGUACAUCAAGCCUGAAGUACCAGCGUUUGAGCCCUACUCCGCAGCAACCUUUGCGCCACAAUGGCCGGCUGCCGCCCCGCUGCCAAGCGAGCGGUCUGCGCUUUCGGUCAAGGACGAGAUAUUGGCCGCCGUCCCUGCGCCGUCCGUGGCGCCCGCACGGCCGAUCGAGCACGACAUAAUCGUCAUUGACGACAGCGACUAG